UUUUUUUUUUUUUUAAAUCUUCUUUACCGAAUAAUCACAGGCUGGACUGCAAUUCUGUGAACUAUGUCAGAGAGCUUUGUUAGGAAGAUUCAGCCUUUCACCAUUGGGACUAAACUUUCUGUUCCGACAGUGUCCAAAUGUACCGAGUUUACAAACACGUACUUACCAGAUCCUGAACUGGACAACUGUAAUUUACGACACAACCUGAAUGAGAAAAUUCCUUUAUAUCUGGGGAACAGAGAACUGCACACCGAGACCUCACACUUUUCACCUGUGGCCAACAGACUACUACAGGUGGACAGGAGCCAGGAGGAGAUCUCGGAGGAAGACCAUGAGAACAGUAAUGGCGCAGCUCAGGCAACAUCCUCCCGCUCCAUCCGAAAAAUUACCAUCUCUAGUGGGCUUGAGAAAGCACUGGAUAAAGUGGCCAGUAGCCCAAAGAUGACCAUCACUAAACCGGAGAACAUUAAUAAUAACAACAACGCCUGCAGAGUUUUGCCAAGGAUUGUUGGAGUGAGCUGUGAAAAUAAGCCAAAUUCCCAGUUUAAGGUUUUACUAAGAAAAGAAAGUGUUGAUGAAGAGCAAAAUGUAGCAGGCAGUCCAUCAUCACCUGCGUCAUGGCACACAACCGACACUGCAACGCCACAUCACUUGAUUCCUCUAUCAAGCCCAUUGCUGUCAAAAAAGGAGCCAUCAAAGAUAGAUAACAGCGCUACUGGAGAUGAAGUCAACAACUCACCGACAGUCGCCAGACAACAAAACGACUGCAGUUUAACACAACGCACAGCACAGUUUAACAAAGAGCUGUCGCAGGCAGAAACAUGGAUUAGAAGAAAACUGCAGGAUUUGAAAGACGGGAGUAACAUCCAACGAUACCCUCUGCAAGACUGGGAGCAAAUUUCUCAAACGUUACAAAGGGAACUCAAAGACUUUGAGAACACUUUAAUCCAACUCAAUCAGAUGGGCGAACAGCUUAUCAGCAAGCAGAACCCAAUGUCAGAGAUGGUUCGAAAACAACUUAAUCAGCUUAAAGAGCAAUGGCAGAUACUGAAAUUGACAGCUGCCAAUCAAUCAAAAGCAGUGGGAAGUGCUAAGAAUUUACAAGAAUUCAACAGAAAAGUUGACAAACUAGAAGACUGGAUUAAGGAAAAGGAAGAAAAGAAAUGCCUCGCUCUGCUUCUGGAGGACAAUAUUGACAAAAUUCAACUGACACGGAAAAUACUGGACCUGAAACAGGAUGAACAGCAGUACCGUGCCCUUCAUGAUGAAAUCAACAGCAUGGCUCUGAAACUUGAAAAACAAGGAAAAAAUGAAGGCAAGAAUAUCUCAACGAGAAGAAAGCACAUAAACAAAAUGUGGCUUAAAGCUCAGGCUCUUAUCAAAGAUCAUCAUGAAAACCUCCAGCUGGCUCUGGAAGCCUCAUCCUUCUAUCAACAAGCAGAUACAAUAAUCAGAACUGCAAAUGCCAAGAGGAAGUGUAUUUCAAGUAGCAGUGGGCAAGAAAACAGCACUGAUAGAGACAUGAGGGAUAUUGCCAGUCAGAUUAUGAUGCUGGAUGUGACUGUUUCUCAGCUGUCAAACCUUCAUCCGAUCCUGGCAGCAAGAGUCACCCAGAAACAAAAAGAAGUGAAAGACAGCUGGGUCCUUCUCCAGCAGGCUGUGAGGAAUGAAAAGUCGAAUCUCCAGUCAUCAUGCUCUGACUUCACGAGGGAAGCUGGUGACCCUUUGACUUCAACUCGAGAGUCACAAUGCAGCGUGGGAAAAGAGGCUCACAGAAUUAUGGGAAAGGAGGUUAAGGAAGAACAGAAUCGGCUGAAAGGAUGUGUGAUCAGUAGCUUGGGUGUGAGGGAGCCUGGGACUAAUAGGAAGUCAAUAAAAAGCCAAGAUGAAGAACAGCUUUCAAAGCCCAUCACAGAAACAGGAAGCAACCCCAACGAGACAGAUGAUGUCACUGACAGGCGCCAGACAGAGGGGGGAAGGAAGAAAAAGAAUGACACCAAAGCUGCCUCCCUGCGUGAAAAUUCCCAGGUCCAUAUACAGUUACAAAAAUUUACCAUCUCUGCAGACAAGACACUACUAUGGCUGAAAGACAAUGUAGCCAUGGCAACAAAGAUUUGUUGCACAGAAAAUCAAGAUGGACUGGAGUCAGCAAAAAGGUGUCAAGCGGCAUUAGAAGAUGAAAUUAUUUCUAACAGCUCCCGAAUUGAACUAGUUAAAAAGGAGGGAAGAAGUCUAGUUCGUGCUCAGCAUCCAGGAAGUGCAAAGAUUGAAGAAUUCCUAGGGCAACUAGAAGUACUCUGGGAAGAGCUAAUAAAGAGACAUCAGAAGAAUGACAUUUUGCUUGAAGAAUCUGAAAGACUAAAUAUAAAGUCUUUCAAAGUGCAGAAGGACAUGAAUGACUUGGGACAAUGGCUAAAAACAGUGGAAUCUUCCAUUUCUUCUGACACCCCACUGAGUGGAGAUCCAGAAUCAAUGAGUGCAGCUGAGAGGGAGAGCAGCCUAUUAAAAGUAGAAGUGGUUUCUCGAGGAAUGGAGCUUCGUGCGCUAAAACAGGAGGUGGAAAAGCUACGACACAGAAGACACUAUCUAGCAGAGAAGCUUCAGUCCCAAAUGGGCCAAUUAGAGGACAUAUAUCUAUCUGUGUUGAGUGCUUUGAAGCAGCAAACCUCUGAAUUACAGGAUACACGCAUGUUGACAGAGUUCCUGGAAAAAGUUCAAAGAGAAGAGAAUCAAAUCCAAAAGAGAAGCCUCGAUAAGAGCCAACAUCGCGACACAACUCUUCCAGAGUCUUGCCCUUUACCUUUAGUGGAAGUAGACCCCCAUUUCAUUGACAGUGGAAGGUUUGACUCUGACAACAUUGCAGACCCUAUGGAGGAACUACGAGAAGCUGUGGAAAUGUUAAAUGAUACUGUGAGAGAGAGGGGCAUGUCCCUGACUGAAGAACUUGAAAUUGAAGAUUUAUUCAUCCUGCAUUCUAACAUCUCACUAAGAAUCAGUCAGCUAAUGUCAAAGAAUAGAGAGCUGUGUGCUGAAAUUCCUAAGGUGGAAACUGAAAUGGCUGUGAAGUGUAAACCAGAUCUCUGUGCCUUGGAAAAUUUGACCAACCAGCAAGAAGACAUGGAGAUUGACUAUGAAGUUGUCAAAGAAGAAGUUGAAGAAUUAGAAAAUCAAACUAUUCGCUUUGAGACCUUGAGAGCACAUGCCCUAGAGGAAGAGGUACGAAGGACAUUGAAAGCCUGGGAAGAUCUUGGCACAAUCAUUGCAGAAAGUCGAGAAAGACUAAACCAGGCCAGGCUACUGCAGGAUUUCUUUAGAAAUUACCUGGCAAUGAUCUCAUGGACUGAAGAAACCAGAAGUUGUAUUUUCUCUGAGAAUGCAGCAAAGCUUGCUGAAGUUGGCCAAACAGCAAUGACGAAAGAACUGGAUAUAAAGAUUGAACAAAAGUUUCAAGAGUUUGAAGAGCUGGCUGCAGCAGGACAGAAGUUAAUCAAUGAAGAUCAUCAUUUGACAAUGGUGAUUAAGGAGAGGACAGAUGAGCUGAGGAGCAUGUUAGGCUGGAUUUUAGUUCGCUGGAAGACACAGAAACACCACCUUAACCACGGGAAGCGAAAAUCUGAGCCAAAGGGGGAUAUAAUCUAUUCAGAAGCUAUGGUGUCUGGUAUACCUCUGCCAGAUCAGCAGGAGGAAAAACAAGAUUCUGGUGAAAGGCCUAUGGGAUGCCAGCUGAAACUCCAUGAAGAACAAAGGAUGCUAAUCUCCAGCAAUCAAACAGAAAAUUGUUACGAAGAAAUGGCCAGCAUCAGCCAGAGACCUGGAAAUGUGAAAUUAUCAGCUGCAUCUGGGAGCCAGCCACUUAGCACUGAUGCUCAUGAUUCACCGCUGCUGGUUCUCAAAGAGUCGUCUACCUCAUCAUUAGGGGGCACAGUGAACCUCAUCUUCAGUUUUAACAAAACCGCUGACAGUCACUUGCAGGUCACAGACUCCAUGGAUGAAACAGAGGUCCGGGAACCUAUUCACAGGCCCUGUGACUCUAAAUCCUCUGGCUGUAAAAACUUUUGGAAGCGCUGCCAGGGCCUUUUGGAAAAUACUUUUGGUAGUUUAAAGAGAAAGACAAAGAUUUCUCGGCAGAAUGCUGAAGAGGUAAGUACCUAUUUGCAUGUAGAGAACAACAACAAAGCAAUGCCGCCUUUGGUUGAGAAUGUCACUUUGCCCUGUACUGUCAGUAAAGAACAUCUCAGAGCCUCCACCUCCCCUCUAUCCAAGAUCAGUAGUGUGUCAUUCCUUCCCAUGUCAAAAAUCAGCUGUGGUUCUGUCUUCAGCAGCCUGAAAAGACGAGGUAAAACGAAAAACCCAGAUGCCCGCAGGCACACCAUUCAAAAAAUAAUGGCCGUUGACAGUGGGAUGUUUUCUGGAGAGAAAGUUCAAUAUAACACUUACACUUGGCCUCUAAGAGAAAAAAGGAAAAAGAAAUCAUUUCAGAAUCCUGUCAUCUCAGAGCCUUCAGACUAUGUCAAAAACCCGCUUGCUAAAGACAUUGAUUCAGAAUGUGUAGACAUCAUGCUUCCAAAAGAAAGUAAGUCUUGGGUUAAAGCGGCCGCGGUGCCCCCAGUUAAUAAGAACUGUAAACAUCUUUCUUUGGGCUCUGUUUUGAGUGUUGAGCUCCCCAAAGACUUGAGUCUGAUAAGUGGCAUCCCUGGUCUCAUCAAAAUUGAACCUCAAGAAGCAAAAGUGAAAGAUGGUCUUGACAGUACAACAGAGCUGGACUUUCAGAAAUUACAAACCAGAAAAGGUCACCUGGACAUGACUGUAAGAGAGGUCCGAGGCUGCCCUAAUAUCACAGCUGGAGAGCAUUCUAGACGGGUUCCUCUAAGUAAAAUGUUUACUAAAAAUCAUGACAAUUUCCCUUGCCAGACCACUCUGAAUAAAAAUUCAAGCAGCAUAUUGCCAAAUAAGUCUACCAUUUGCCAUAUAUCUUCAUCUUGUCACAUGUCCAAAGAGUCCAUACUUGCCACAGCUGCUACACAGGAUUCCGGUGAUGAUAUUUAUCUUUCAGAACCAAGCAGUCUACCCGGAAUAAAUGUUUUAUGUGAAGAGGCGAGCCGUGAAUGGGACAGGCUGGCUGCCGCUGUGAGUUCUGAACAAUACGAGAGAGCUAAUUGUGCUUACACCACUGUAGAAGAAGGACACUGUCAAUCAAAUGUACUCAGAAUGCCUUCAGUUCCUACAAGUGAAGUCAUUCAAGUAGUUCAUGAAUUAAGUGUGAAAGAAAACCUAGAUUUUGACAGGACCCCUGGUCAUGCCACGAAAGACCAAAUGAAUAAGGCAACCACGGCACAAAAGUAUGAAUCAAUACCUUACAGAAUGCAGACAAAGGCAGAAAGAUCCUCAAGUAAAUGUGAGGGAAAGGACGUUAAGUCAAGUUCCAGUCAUGGCCUUGAUAGCGAUUCCAAAGAGCCCUUUCAUCCAGAUCAUCAGCAGUUUGAAGAGGAAGAAGCUGAGCUUGAAGACAUCUGGAACAAAAGUGAAGAUUAUCGGCAGAGUAUUUGCUCUGACAUCAUGUAUCAAACCUAUAAGCAGGAUGAGGCUAACUCCUCUUUGUCACAACCAGUUCCUGAUAUCACCUACCGAAAGCUUGUCACCACCUCAGCCCCUAAUCUGCUUGUUGCUGAGUUUAGACUGCCUACACCUAUACAGACCUUACUGGGCUAUACUAAAGGAUCAACUGAUGAUGAGAAGUGUAUAGCCAAAAGUCAGAGGAAGUCCUGGGCAGCUUUUUCUCAUAAUGAACAGACUAACCAGCAAAUUGCACUGAUUAAUGAAACUGCAUCUGAUUCAGUGAAACUGCCAAAUAUAGAUGAUAAGCAAAAAUAUAUUUACAAGUAUAGAGAGGAGGAGGAGGAGGAAGAAGAAAGCAUUAACAAAUUUAAGGACCACUCACUGAGUCUUCUAUCAGUCCACAUGGGACUGGAAAAUAAUGGCAAAGAGCCGCUGGCAUCUGAUACCAAAGACUACGAAAACAUGGAACAAAUGGAAGCCCUUGAAAGCCGUGGUCUAUCCGACAUUAUGAAUGGAAGAAGGCUGGUGUUCCAGUCAAUGGAGGGAACAUUGGAGAGGAAACACAUGCUGCAGUUUGGUGGGAAGAAGGCAGCCUCAAGGACCUGGAACACAUACCAUGCUGUGCUUUUCAAGCAAACUCUCUGCUUCUACCAGGACAGAAAAGACACACUAAGGAGUUGCAUAGCUGGCAUGCCACUCAACCUGACAGGUGCUGUUUGCAGUCCUGCCCCUGAUUAUACCAAAAAGAUGAACUGCUUUCUCCUCCAGCUGCGUGAUGGCUCUGAAUAUCUUCUAAGUGCUCCUUCCCGGUUUCUGAUGAAAAAGUGGAUACUUAAAAUCCAAGCAAAUACAGGUGUCUGCCUGAUGGAUUCCUCUCGGCCUAUAACUGGAUGCUUAGCUACAGCAGAUGUCAAGUCAAUUGAAAGCUAUGCAAGCAGCUCCACGUCUUCUGUUCCUCAGGAAAGCAGCAAUUCAUCUUUUCCAGAGCAGAGUUUAGCAGUCUCAUCAAGGGCUAAAGAGAUUACAGUUCUAACAAGAGAAAAUGUCAGAUUGCCAAGCUGCUUGGGCAGCCACAUGCAAGAACUCUCGACACCUCUGUCUACUGACAGAAGCCAUCAAGGUGAUUAUUAUGGGUCCUUACGCCAAGCCAUGAAACAGAAGCUAUCUCAGCGAAGCAAAGAAACGUGUCAUCUGCCAGAGGAAGAGUACUAUGCUGACAUUGACACAGAUCUGAUGAUAAACAAACGACGCUCACAUUCCUUUACCUCAGCUGCUUACCAAAAAAUAACUCCUGUUUCCAUGCCUUUUGGGAAAGCUGAGGGAGGUUCCAGUUACUCAGUAACGCUUUUCAUUGGAGACCAUUUAACUGAGGUGCCUAGCAGACAGUGCCAGACAAUCCUGAACAGCCCCCCACAAGCAGUGCCGCAGGAGGUCCAUCUGCCUGAAUGGCACCCAGAGUUUCACCUGCACAGACCCAGCAACAGGAAUUAUGGGAGUCUCCCAAGAGCAAGAAACAAAUCUGUCUUUAAGAAGUUUUUUGGGAAAAAAGAGUAACGUUGAAAACAAGAACAUUUGUAAAUUGCAGUUGCGGUUUUGUUUUGCGUACAAAUUGUACUAUGCGCAGAGCGCAUUUGUAAUUUUUCGUUCAUAUUAAGUAUGGUUAAGGCAGUAGAUUAUGUGGCUGAUCUUGGUGUUGUGCAUUAGGCGUCCUGACCACAGAGGUGUUCUACCAGUACACUUUGAGAUGUAUAGCGUAUUGUACAUACUGACCAAUGAAGCUAGCGGGCUUGAUUUUUACCAGUCACCCUCACUUUCUUUAUCACCACAUCCUUCUCUUUAUCCUUUGUCACUUACAGAUCAGAGAUUCUACAAGGUGUUUAGGGCAUUGCAUACAUAAAGCAGUUCAUUUUUCUACGUUCUUCAUUUGUUUAGUUCAAUUACUGGAAAAUAUAUGCUGCUUUAUUUCUCCUCAUCAGAGACAAAUGACUACAAAUGAAAAAUUAAAUGAUGGUGUAAGAAUUCAUCACCCAGAACUCCAAUUCAGAGGACAGUGGGUUUUUUUGGGGGUUGGUGUUACAAAAAAUUAAGACAUUAUGUGAUAAUUCAAUAUACAUUGAAUAAUUUUGUGAUCAAUUUCAGAAUUCUAAAUCUAAAUUCAAGAAGUGAAAAAUUAAAGUAUACCCAUGAGUAUUUGGAAAAUCCAAAAACGUGGCCAUCAUGAGCUGUGUGCUGCCAUUCUUUAUAGCAUCGCUGUCAUGAUGUUGUAGGUCACAUGAUCCGUGGCCAUAGCACGUAUAAAUAACAGCA
Polypterus senegalus (gray bichir) is the source of this 7863-nucleotide messenger RNA. RefSeq names its product spectrin beta chain, non-erythrocytic 1. The record is from RefSeq and is a predicted model, not a curated record. Gene Ontology annotation, biological process: muscle cell development; actin cytoskeleton organization. NCBI's taxonomy places the organism in Eukaryota, Metazoa, Chordata, Cladistia, Polypteriformes, Polypteridae. Gene Ontology annotation, molecular function: phospholipid binding; actin filament binding. The transcript is spliced from 34 exons. Bases 64 to 7110 code for a protein of 2348 amino acids. Gene Ontology annotation, cellular component: cell projection; plasma membrane; Z disc.